AUGCUCGGUGCUGCACAGGGGAGCCAAAACCCGCCGCUGCUCCCCGCGGGGCUGCAUCGGGGACGGGGUGUGAGGAGCCUCCCGGGUGCUGCAGGAGAGGGGAAGGGAGCGCCCGCAGCCGCCGAGGGUCACUGGGGCGCCCCUUGUCCCGCCGCUCCCCUCCAACCCAGCCCGGUGUCGGGCACGGGCGGGGGUCCCCGAGGGUACCCGCAGGUCCCCUCAGCGACCGGCGGGGGGGAAAGGGGGGGGCAGAGGGAGCCAGCGCCCCCUCCCCCUCCCGGCUCCAAGGACAUUUUGUUUUUCCUCCCAAGGACAAAGGACAAUGAAGAGCCCGGAGACUCCGGCACUUACCCGGCGAAGAACAGCCCGCUGGCAGGCACCCGGGGCCCCGAGAACGGGGCGCUGCUCCCGGCUCUCCCUGCCCGCGGUCAAGGGCGGCCCCGCGCCCGCCUGGCGAGGGAGCGGCGCGGGCAGCGCUCCGCAGCCCGGCGCCAUUGCUGCCCGACCGUCGGCAGCCCCGUUCGGCAGCCCGGCUCGCCGCCCUCCAAAGCCCCGCAGCCCACAGAGCGCCGGGCCCGAUUUGGCGCCCGGGAGCGGCACCGAGGGCGCUCGCCGGGCGUCCCCGGUGCGAGCGGCGGGGAGAGCGCCGGGAGACGGGCGGGAGCUGCAGCUGCUCCCCGGCCAUCUUGUGCCGUGUGUGUGAGGGAGCCUCCGCCGUCUCCUCUCAACUCCUUGCUCCCCUCCCCCCGCACAACAUGGCCGCCCGGUCGCUCCUCACUGCGGCGGGGAAGGGGCGGCGCCGCGCGCGCACCCCGCCCCUCCCCGCCCUCGGCUGCGCGCGCGCCGCGCGCCGCUCCCCAUUGGCCUCCCCCCGCCCGGGCCCCGCGCGCUCCGCAGCAGCGGCCUCCUAUUGGCCCGCGCUCCCCGCCUCAGCCGCCCCCCAUUGGCUCCCGCCGCCUCCUCGCGCGCCGGCCGCAGCAGCCGCCCCUCAGGGGGAGGCGGGAGCGAGAGCAGGAGCGGCCACCGCCCCCUCCCAGCCCCACCUGGCCGGGCCAUCCCACCUGCACUGCCCUAGCGUAG
This is a messenger RNA of Poecile atricapillus (Black-capped chickadee), 1080 nucleotides long. RefSeq names its product basic proline-rich protein-like. The record is from RefSeq and is a predicted model, not a curated record. Bases 1 to 1080 code for a protein of 359 amino acids. The transcript has a single exon. NCBI's taxonomy places the organism in Eukaryota, Metazoa, Chordata, Aves, Passeriformes, Paridae.